CUCACGUAUAAGAGACGCUCGCCUCGUCUCGUCUCUGGCUCCCGGUGCCCACCCAGGCUCUGGCACCCGUCCCCUCGUCGCACAACAUUCCUCUCUGCGAGCCCUCCGUGUAUCAUCUCGGCCAACACACCACCUACUGCUCCAGCCCCGCAAACCAAGUAGUUAGAAAUGGCUUCAACCACGGUUCCUGCCGCCACGACAGACCAACAGGCCUACCAAAACGGCCAUGCGCCCCAGGAACAUGACCAUGCCAGCCACCACGCCCCUGGUGUUCGGCCUCGACAGGCGACCGUGUCGCAGGUAUACGACCCGCAGUUCUUCAGCAUUGCCAAUCCUGGUCCCCUCGGCCUCAUCAGCUUCGCCUUGACCACCUUUGUCCUCGGCUUAUACCAAUGCGGUGCAGGUCUCCCCGGCUCGAAUCCCUUUGGCAGCGUCGGCCCCGACCAGGCCGUUUUUGGCCUUGCCAUCUUCUUUGGCGGCGCUGCCCAGUCCAUCGCCGGCAUCAUGCAGUUCCGUGUCGGCAACACCUUUGGCACCACCGUCCACUGCUCUUACGGCGCCUUUUGGCUCGCCUUUGCCAUGUUCCUCGUGCCCUCGCUCGGCAUCAAGGAUGCCUACGCCGGCAACGAGCGCGCCUACACGUUUGCGCUCGGAAUCUUUCUUAUUCUGUGGUGCUUCCUGACGCUCAUCUUCUUCAUCGCGGCGCUGCGCACCAACAUUGCCAUCCUCGUCGUGCUCGGCUUCCUUACCCUGUCCUUUUUCUUCCUCAGCAUCGCCCAGUUCAUUGCCACCUCGCACCCCACCAACGCCGUGCGCGUGAACCGCGCCGGGGGAGCGUUUGCCGUCUUCAGCGCGCUGGCGGCCUUUUACGCGGGCAGCUCGGGCCUCAUGACGCCGGCCACGACCUGGGUUCGCUUCCCGCUCGGCGAGUUUGACCACAAGCCCGCGGCGGUGUCGGCGAACGACAAGGCGGCGCACCAGGCAUAGGUCGCGUCUGGAACAUGUGGAGGAAAUGAUCUUGCGGAUGAUGAUUUUGGACGGUGGACGUCACUGAGGCAGCGGAGUUGCCGCUCACUUGAUACCCAACUUGCUGCUUUGUCGACACUUGCGACUACUGGGCGCGUGCGUAAUGGGAGGUGGCGCGGAAUGGGCCUGAUAGGUCACUGCAUGCGUCGAAGAGAGUAGCUUAAUAGCAACGCGAAGGGAAUAGGACCCA
Messenger RNA from Purpureocillium takamizusanense, 1216 nucleotides. RefSeq lists its product as uncharacterized. The record is from RefSeq and is a predicted model, not a curated record. Gene Ontology annotation, cellular component: plasma membrane. Bases 169 to 987 code for a protein of 272 amino acids. Gene Ontology annotation, molecular function: acetate transmembrane transporter activity. The transcript is spliced from 2 exons. Lineage: Eukaryota; Fungi; Ascomycota; Sordariomycetes; Hypocreales; Ophiocordycipitaceae.